AUGGCGUUUACUUCUUCGCUCGGUAGAUCUGCGUCGUCGCCUGUUCUCGAUGGCGACACUUUCCGACCGUCGGAGCGAUGUAAGGUAUCGUUUGGUGGCGUUAACCAGAUUGGCAAUGCUGUGAAAUUCCAGUCUAGCAUCUUCCGGAGUAAUGCCCCUGUAGAUUUAUCUUUGCUACAGAAGUGUUCUGUUCGCAGUAUUCAGCCUAUCAAAGCAACAGCGACAGAAGUACCUACAACAGUUCCCAAAUCGCACAGAAGUGGGAAAACAAAGAUUGGCAUCAAUGGUUUUGGACGCAUUGGAAGAUUAGUUUUGCGGAUAGCAACUUUCAGAGAUGAUAUUGAUGUGGUGGCAGUAAAUGAUCCUUUUAUUGAUGCAAAGUACAUGGCAUACCUGUUAAAAUAUGAUUCAACUCAUGGACCAUACAAGGGAACAAUCCAAGUUGUUGAUGAGUCCACUCUGGAAAUCAAUGGAAAGAAGAUCAAAGUUAGUAGCAAAAGGGAUCCAGUUGAGAUCCCUUGGGGUGAUUACGGGGCUGAUUACGUAGUCGAGUCAUCUGGAGUCUUUACCACUGUUGAGAAAGCAUCAUCACACAAAAAGGGUGGUGCUAAGAAGGUCGUAAUCUCAGCUCCAUCAGCUGAUGCACCUAUGUUUGUAGUUGGUGUGAAUGAGAACACUUACAAGCCCAGCAUGGAUGUCGUUUCCAAUGCUAGCUGUACCACCAAUUGCCUUGCUCCUUUGGCUAAGGUUGUGCAUGAAGAGUUUGGCAUUUUAGAGGGUCUAAUGACAACUGUCCAUGCAACUACAGCCACACAGAAGACAGUUGAUGGUCCUUCAAGGAAGGACUGGAGAGGUGGCCGUGGAGCAGGACAAAACAUCAUCCCUAGUUCUACUGGUGCCGCUAAGGCUGUUGGGAAAGUUCUUCCAGAACUCAAUGGGAAGCUCACUGGAAUGGCUUUCCGUGUUCCAACUCCUAAUGUGUCUGUUGUGGACUUAACCUGUCGGCUUGACAAGAGUGCUUCUUACGAGGACGUGAAAGCAGCCAUAAAGUAUGCAGCAGAGGGCCCUUUGAAAGGCAUUCUUGGGUACACGGAUGAAGAUGUGGUCUCCAGUGAUUUUGUUGGCGAUUCCAGGUCCAGCAUAUUUGAUGCUAAGGCUGGAAUAGGCCUUAGCAAGUCUUUCAUGAAGCUCGUCUCUUGGUAUGACAACGAGUGGGGUUACAGUAACCGUGUGUUGGACCUGAUCGAGCAUAUGGCUUUGGUGGCAGCUACUAAGUAA
This is a messenger RNA of Striga hermonthica, 1278 nucleotides long. The record is from the annotation of a GenBank genome assembly. NCBI's taxonomy places the organism in Eukaryota, Viridiplantae, Streptophyta, Magnoliopsida, Lamiales, Orobanchaceae.